GCUGCUGAUGCUGAAGCUGUGCACCGAGGUCCGUGUGGCCAACGAGCUCAACGCCAGGCGCCGCUCCUUUACAGCCAUCUAUCUGCUGGGACCUCCACCCAGGCUCUGCUGGGACACCCACCAAGGCCUCCUCAUGAGACCUGGGCUUCCUCACAACAUGGCGGCCAGGUCCCAAGGGGGAGCUACCUGAGAAAGCAGGUGGAAGCUGUAUCUUUUUUAUGACCUAAGUCUUGGAAAUCACAGCAUUGCUUCUGUGGACUGGAGUGGUCACAAGCCCACCCAUGAUCAAGGGGAGAAGACACUGACACCACCUCCUGAUGCCGAGUGUGGAGGAAAAGGAAAAUGUUGCUGGGCCCUUUUUGGAUCCUGAGUGCCUGGUCUGGAGGACGUGUUCAGCACAGAUCUGUGGAAGUGUGUGACUGUUGAAAAUGUUCCUGGCAGCUCUCUCAGCAUCAGAACUCUGCAUUCCAUCCUACACAAACGUGGAUCUGAUCACACUGCUUUCCAGGCAAGGAGCCUCAGCUGCAGAUAGCAAGGAUGAAGAAGUCAAGGUUGCCCCCAGGCGGUCCUUCCUGGACUUCGACCCCCACCACUUCUGGCAGUGGAGCAGCUUCUCGGACUACGUGCAGUGCGUCCUGGCCUUCACGGGCGUGGCGGGCUACAUCACCUACCUGUCCAUUGACUCCGCCCUGUUUGUGGAGACCCUGGGCUUCCUGGCUGUGCUGACCGAAGCCAUGCUGGGUGUGCCCCAGCUUUACCGCAACCACCGCCACCAGUCCACGGAGGGCAUGAGCAUCAAGAUGGUGCUCAUGUGGACCAGUGGUGACGCCUUCAAGACGGCCUACUUCCUGCUGAAGGGUGCCCCUCUGCAGUUCUCCGUGUGCGGCCUGCUGCAGGUGCUGGUGGACCUGGCCAUCCUGGGGCAGGCCUACGCCUUCGCCCGCCACCCCCAGAAGCCGGCGCCCCACGCCGUGCACCCCACUGGCACCAAGGCCCUCUGACAGUGGGGAGGACGAGGAUGUGGGACCGCCAGCCGCGGGCACUGGUGGGCCCUGACCUCCCCGCGGGGAGGGUGGGUGCUGUGGCCCCUGCAGGUGUGGCAGAGAUGGGGCAUGGGCAUUGGGGUCUCCAUCAGCCUCUGUGGGGUGUCUCAGGGUGGGCAGUGGGGGUGGGGCUGGGACGCUGUUUGUGCUCAGCGGGGACAGCCAGGGUUGAUCUGGCCCCGAGGGUUUUGGAUGUUUUUAGGAUGACAUAAAAAGCAAGUGUUUUCCCCAUUUCCUCUUAUGAAACACCGUCUGAGCCCAAGGUACACAUUGGGCGGCCUGCAGGAACCUGCUCCAGGUGGACACACGGGCCAGCAGCCGCGAACCUUGAAGCUGGGGUGACCGCAGGAGACCCUGUAAGGCCUGUGAGCGGAGCCCUCGACCCCGUGACACCCUGGCCAGACACCCUGCUUGGACUGGGGUGGCCUCUGCUACCCAGGGGUCUGGCACGGGGGAGGGCUGGGGCUUUCUCUGCCUGGUACACACGGAAAGGCGGCUGUGCGGACGCAGGGUCACCGUGCUCCGGGUUUUCUGACAGUCGGUGUUUCCUGGGCCUUUGGAGUGGCUGCGAGGCCUGAACGCCUUGUGGAUCCGCUGUGUCCAGCCCGGCUGAGCAUCGCCAGGGCUAGCUCAUGCUGCUCUUGUCAGCCUCUGGUUCUCCUCGAGUCCUUGGGGACGUGGCAGAUGCCAGCGACCAUCAGACAACGUGGAGGCCCUCAUGGGCAAUGGCUGAGGGGGCCGGGCUGAGGCUGUGCACAUGCAGUCUGCACGCCACUCUUGGGCUCUGCUGGCGGAGAUCCCCUUCCUUCUGGGUGCAGACUGCACCUCCGGAUGCAGUUUUGAUGUCCAUCUUCCAGGAGAGACGGUCUCGGGUCCAGGGAGUGGAGGGGGCUGCCCCUGCCGUGCAGGUCCUGGCCGAUGGCGCCUUACCCUGCUGCCCUGGGCUUUUGGCCUGAAGCAAAUUCCUGAGUGGGGGGUACUGGGGCCUGCCGCAUCCUGUCCUGUCCACUGCCCACCCCCGUGUGCUGGCUCCCUCACUUCUGGCUGCAGUGGGAGCCGCCAGUCUGACCCUUGUCACCGCACGCUCUGCCCCCACCCCGUUGCAAGAGGUCACACCAUGUCAGCAGCCUUGCACUGACCGCAGCCGGCCCCCAGGCCUCAGAGUUCUGGAUGCUUCCGUGCGGCUCCAACAGGCAUCGUCUUCCCUUCCGCAGGUGGAGGGGCCGCUUCCCGCAGGCAUCUGAGCUCUGUGCCGGGGCCGUGGCCAUGGGAAGAUGUUCCACGCUGCCUCCUCCUCGAGUUUUCCUCGGAAACACUCUUGAAUGUCUGAGUGAGGGUCCUGCUUAGCUCUUUGGCCUGUGAGAUGCUUUGAAAAUUUUUAUUUUUUUAAGAUGAAGCAAGAUGUCUGUAGCGGUAAUUGCCUCACAUUAAACUGUCGCCGACUGCAGGCGCAGUGACUGCUGAAUGUACCCUGUGUGGCGACUUGGAAUCAAUAAACCAUUUGUGGAUCCUGA
This is a messenger RNA of Homo sapiens (human), 2557 nucleotides long. RefSeq names its product solute carrier family 66 member 2 (gene SLC66A2). Gene Ontology annotation, cellular component: cytosol; membrane. Bases 429 to 1001 code for a protein of 190 amino acids. The transcript is spliced from 5 exons. Lineage: Eukaryota; Metazoa; Chordata; Mammalia; Primates; Hominidae. The record is from RefSeq and is a predicted model, not a curated record.